AUGGCCCCCAAGCGACAGUCUUCUAUCACACCUCCAAUGAAGAAACCAAGACUGCCCCCUGUCUCGGGGCCGGAGGAGGCGUUGGCCUCUCUGGACUUACCCAAGGGAGAGAAAGAGCAACAAGAAGCAAUUGAACAUAUCAAUGAAGUACAAAAUAAAAUAGACAGACUUAAUGAACAAGCCAGUGAGGAGAUUUUGAAAGUAGAACAGAAAUAUAAUAAACUUCGCCAACCAUUUUUUCAGAAGAGGUCAGAAUUGAUCACCAAAAUCCCAAAUUUUGGGGUAACAACUUUUGUCAACCAUCCACAAGUGUCUGCACUGCUUGGAGAGGAGGAUGAAGAGGCGCUGCAUUAUUUGACCAGAGUUGAAGUGACAGAAUUUGAAGACAUUAAAUCAGGUUACAGAAUAGAUUUUUAUUUUGAUGAAAAUCCUUACUUCGAAAAUAAAGUUCUCUCCAAAGAAUUUCAUCUGAUUGAGAGUGGUGAUCCAUCUUCAAAGUCCACUGAAAUCAAAUGGAAAUCUGGGAAGGAUUUGAUGAAACGUUCAAGUCAAACGCAGAAUAAAGCCAGCAGGAAGAGGCAGCACGAGGAACCAGAGAGCUUCUUUACUUGGUUUACUGACCAUUCUGACACAGGUGCAGGUGAGUUAGGGGAGGUCAUCAAAGAUGACAUUUGGCCAAAUCUGUUACAGUACUACUUGGUUCCCAAUAUGGAUGAUGAAGAAGGAGAAGGAGAAGAAGAUGAUGAUGAUGAAGAAGAAGAGGGAUUGGAAGAUAUUGAUGAAGAAGGAGAUGAGGAUGAAGGUGAAGAAGAUGAAGAUGAUGAUGAAGGGGAGGAAGGAGAGGAGGAUGAAGGAGAAGAUGACUGACAGAACACUGAUGGAUUCCAAUCCUCCUUUUUAAAAAAUUUUUCUCUAGUCCCUGGGAGCAAGUUGCAGUCUUUUUUUCUUUUUUCUUUUUCUUUUUUUCUCUUUUUUUUUUUUUCCCCUCUUGUGCUCAGUCACCCUGUACUUGAGGUCUCUUUUCUCUACACCAUGGCUCUCAACUUAUUUUAGCGGGAAAAACCUUGAGCAGAAACAAUGGGAAAAGAAUCUCUACCCUUUUCUGUUCCAAAUUCAUUUUGAUCCCUUCCUGUCUCAACAAAAACUGUUUGGAACCAACACCACCGUGCUCUGUGAGAAAAAAAGAAAAUCCUUCUGCUCCCUUCGUUCUGCUAGAAGCCGGAGGGUGCUAGGCCUCUGUGUAGUAGUGCAUAGAAUUCUAGCUUUUUUUCCUCCUUUCUCUGUAUAUUGGGCUCAGAGAUUACACUGUCUCUAUGUGAAUAUGGACAGUUAGCAUUUACCAACAUGUAUCUGUCUACUUUCUCUUGUUUAAAAAAAGAAAGAAAAACUU
Molecule: messenger RNA, 1390 nt
Organism: Tupaia belangeri chinensis (Chinese tree shrew)
Lineage: Eukaryota; Metazoa; Chordata; Mammalia; Scandentia; Tupaiidae
Product: protein SET
Exons: 1
Coding region: 1-867 (288 amino acids)
Biological process (GO): nucleosome assembly
Cellular component (GO): nucleus
Source: RefSeq, a predicted model, not a curated record